AUGUUAAUUAAUGACUCUUCUGGUUUUUCCAAUUGCAAGAUCUCUUUUCUUCUCGUUUUGGUUAAACGAAACGAUGAUACAAAACAAGACAAUGCUUUACCUGGUUAUGGCUCUUCUAAUGGUUUGCAACUGGUUGGGAUGACAAGAAUGGAGACCCUGGACGGAGCACCAAAUGCAAGUCAACCUGUGUUACAAGCAUUGGACUUGGUCGAGGAUGACUGGUGUCUAGGAUCAUUUAUGAAUCUAGGGGCUGGAUCUGGUGCUCAAGUAGUCCUUGGAAGUCCUGCCAAUUGCGGUAUGGUUUGGAAAGAAUUAGGGGAUAAUAUCAUAACUGGUACCAUGAUUGUCGUCUACACAAUCAAUUGUCGAAUGGCAUUGGACUUGGUCGAGGAUGACUGGUGUCUAGGAUCAUUUAUGAAUCUAGGGGCUGGAUCUAGUGCUCAGGCAUUGGACUUGGUCGAGGAUGACUGGUGUCUAGGAUCAUUUAUGAAUCUAGGGGCUGGAUCUGGUGCUCAAGUAGUCCUUGGAAGUCCUGCCAUUUGCGGUAUGGUUUGGAAAGAAUUAGGGGAUAAUAUCAUAACUGUGGCAACCCUUCUUUCUCUUCGAACCCAUGAUGAUGAUGACAUUCAAUUGCAAGAUGAUACAAAACAUCCGCUGGUGUUGACAAGGUAUCAUGAUUGUUGUCUACACAGUCAAAUGUCGAAUGAUCAUCAUCAUUUUGCAUUGGACUUGGUCGAGGAUGACUGGUGUCUAGGAUCAUUUAUGAAUCUAGAGGCUGGAUCUGGUGCUCAAGUAGUCCUUGGAAGUCCUGCCAUUUGCGGUAUGGUUUGGAAAGAAUUAGGGGAUAAUAUCAUAACUGAUACUAUGAUUGUCGCCUAUACAAUCAAAUUAGUAAGUUGUCAGGAAAGAAAAAGAUGAUCAAUCAAUAUUACAUACAAUCACUUGUUUCUUUCUCUCUCUCUUUUUUUUUUUUAGAUCCUUCCUUUUAUUGUAUGGGGAUUGAUACGGUAUCGCUGUCAGAUGAUAUACGCAAGGUAACAUUGACAUAUAUAAGAAUAACAGUGAUGGAGUACUGUUUUUUGGUUGAUUUUAUCUUCAAACAAAACGGUGAUAUAAAACGAUCAAUGGUGCAAAAUGAUAAGUCUAAAAAAAAUAAUAGAUGAAAAAAGAGAAUGAUACUAAUGUAUUUCUUCUUUUAUUUUAUUGAUCUUUUAGAUAUUAUUGUCUAUAUAGUC
Halteromyces radiatus is the source of this 1235-nucleotide messenger RNA. RefSeq lists its product as uncharacterized. The coding region runs from base 1 to 918 and encodes 305 amino acids. The transcript has 15 exons. The record is from RefSeq and is a predicted model, not a curated record. Lineage: Eukaryota; Fungi; Mucoromycota; Mucoromycetes; Mucorales; Cunninghamellaceae.